AUGGCACGAACUUCCAUGAUGAAUGCUGCCGCAGUGCAGGAGGCCAAAAACCAAUCCCCAGCAGCAGUGCCCGAAAAUUAUGGAGCCUGGUGGAUCAGCGAGGAGAAGCUCAAUGAAUUGACACCUCGCGUGGCCGAAGACGGUAGAAUCCUCUUGCCUGGAUUUGGCAGGCCGCUCAAUGAUAUGCUUGAGCAAGAUACGUUUGGCCACACACAUGGUGAAAUGGGCAGUACAAUCAAUCGCACGCCUAAUGCACUCCAGGAAUGGGGCAUUGAGCCACUUACCGUGCGGGAGAGGAACAUGAUGCAGGUCGUCAAUGCUAUCACUGAUAAGCCUGACUGGAGAAGAAAAGUCUUCGAUGACACCAUCAUCGCCAAAUGGCGGGCUGAAGCAGUCACUGAAGAGGGACAAGGCUUUACCGAAAAGAUGUUUGACUAUGACAAGGCUGGUCAACACACAGAGGACGACUUAGUCGCCGUAUUGGACUCGGAGUGGGCUGUAGUCAAGUCGGACAGUAUCAUCUCUGGAGAACUGAAAGAGGAACUCAAANAGGCUAUAGCUCCUCUGGAAGAAGUGCCGGCAAUUGCCAAAGACUGGCACCCAGGAUCCAACGAACAAGUCCUUGAUUUGGUCCACCCCUCGCUCUUCCCGUUGAUCUAUGGCCGAUCAAGGAUUCUUCCCGCUGGCACGAUCGGUCUGAAAGAUUGUAUCCAGAACUCUGGCAAGGGCGAUAUUGUACCAAUACCAAGCGAUGACGACUGCAAACUGGGUCAGCAAACACAUUGGCUAGCCACCAACGGACAAGGCCAAACCGAUUAUUGGUCCAAUCGCUUUCAAUGGCUCCCGAGCAAUGUGGCCUUCACCGAAGGAGACGGCGUCAAGAUCACAAGUUACAUCAACAACCUUCACCCAGUACAUCACAAGGCCAUCUAUCCGGUCAUUGAAAAGUUCAUCGCCAAGUCUGUUCCUGCCUGGGAUCUUGUGCUCUCAUCGUACGUCUCGACCAAACGUACCGAGACACUCCGCGUACCCAUGACGGGCACAGAGUACGAGUUUCCGCUGGGUGAGGAGGCGCCAGAGAGUGUGCGUGAAGUCGUUGCGUUAUCGGACCUUCCCAAGAAUAUCAUGCUAACUAACCAUGAAUGCAGGNUAAGAGACAACCGUGUACUCAUCAAGCCCGAUGCCCGCGAGUACGAUCGUUCCAUCUACAAGAACAAAGACGCAGUCGAGCCCAUAAGCCUUCGCUCGCACUUCGCAGCAAACGGCAUUCAAGUCAUCGUCAAACUAGCCAACAUCCACCUCACACCUUCGAACCCCGAAUACUCGGGCGGAAGCUGGCACAUCGAGGGCAAACUCAAUGAGCACAUCUGCGCCACAGCUCUCUACUACUACGACAACGAAAACAUCACAGACUCUCACCUCGCCUUCAGGACCAAAUGCUCAGUCGACGAGAUAACAUCCCGUGACUACCAGCAAGACGACAACGGCGGUGUGUGCUAUCUCUUCGACAUUGAGCGCAAUGGCCCAGGCAUCCAGAAGAUUGGUCAAGUGACCACUAACGAGGGCCGUCUUUUGGCUUUCCCGAAUGUGCUGCAACAUCAAGUACAGCCUUUCAAGCUCGUCGAUGCUACAAAACCCGGCCACCGCAAGAUCCUCGCUCUGUUUCUGGUAGACCCCUUCCACCGCGUCGUCAGCACUGCCAACGUCCCGCCGCAGCAACGCGAAUGGUGGGCUGAAGCUGUGCAAGGACUCGAAGGAAAACUGGACGAGCUAUCCCCAGAGUUGCGCCAUCAGGUCAUGACCGAAGUGGGAGAUUUCCCCAUCAGUCUCGAGGAAGCAAAGACUUUGAGAGAGGAGUUGAUGGAUGAGAGAAGGGCGUUUGUGAAGGAUGUCAACAAUAUGUAUCAAGGGGAGGAGUUCAGCUUCUGUGAGCAUUAG
Messenger RNA from Aureobasidium vineae, 1938 nucleotides. NCBI's taxonomy places the organism in Eukaryota, Fungi, Ascomycota, Dothideomycetes, Dothideales, Saccotheciaceae. The record is from the annotation of a GenBank genome assembly.